Lampris incognitus (smalleye Pacific opah) is the source of this 3044-nucleotide messenger RNA. RefSeq names its product male germ cell-associated kinase (gene mak). Gene Ontology annotation, cellular component: nucleus; cytoplasm; cilium. The transcript is spliced from 17 exons. NCBI's taxonomy places the organism in Eukaryota, Metazoa, Chordata, Actinopteri, Lampriformes, Lampridae. The coding region runs from base 454 to 2487 and encodes 677 amino acids. Gene Ontology annotation, biological process: cilium assembly; intraciliary transport; protein phosphorylation. Gene Ontology annotation, molecular function: protein serine/threonine kinase activity; ATP binding. The record is from RefSeq and is a predicted model, not a curated record.
CAGACAACGGCCGAUGGAAGGAGCAACAGCCCAGCGUGGAGGCAGUAUCCAGCUACCCGAACAACACAGCAGUCUGAAGACUGUGACCCAUGACAUGAAUUAAAUCCUAUAGCUAGGCAGGAUGCUUGGGGAGAUACAGUAGUGGAUACUGGUGCACAAGGACUGAAUCUGAAUCUGUCAACUAUUGACUGACCUACUUCACUGGGAUCCACUUGGGACAGCCAAAUGGUCACCUCAAGAUGUUUUUUGAACUUGAAGAACAAAUGGGCAUUUUGAAGUACGGACACUCCUCAAAUCUUCUCUUGGGAAAAUAACCAACCGAGCACCCGUUGAAAGUGGGUGAGUGAAACAAAGGCUGAGGACCCAACAGUCGAUCUGUGAAUCAGGUCUGCAUAGAUUUGAGGCGUUUUACUCGUAAGAAAAGCCAAUGAGCUGAGCUGCCUGGCCUGAGAGAUGAUGAACCGCUACACCACCCUGAAGCAGCUGGGUGAUGGCACCUAUGGCAGUGUGCUGAUGGGGAGAAGCAACGAGUCAGGAGAGCUUGUUGCUAUUAAGAGAAUGAAGAGGAAGUUUUACUCAUGGGAGGAGUGCAUGAACCUGAGAGAAGUCAAGUCAUUGAAGAAGCUGAACCAUGCCAAUGUGGUGAAACUGAAGGAGGUGAUCAGGGAAAACGACCACCUCUACUUUGUCUUUGAGUACAUGAAGGAGAACCUCUACCAGCUUAUGAAAGACAGAGAGAAUAAGAUGCUCACAGAGAAUGAAAUUAGGAACAUCAUAUUUCAAGUGCUCUCUGGGUUGGCUUUUAUACACAAGCAUGGGUUCUUCCAUCGGGACAUGAAGCCAGAGAACCUGCUGUGUAUGGGUCCAGAGCUGAUCAAGAUAGCAGACUUUGGACUGGCCAGGGAGAUCCGCUCCAGACCUCCCUACACAGACUAUGUGUCAACUAGAUGGUACCGUGCACCAGAGGUCUUGCUCAGAUCAUCCACCUACAGUUGUCCAAUUGACAUGUGGGCUGUCGGCUGCAUCAUGGCUGAACUCUACACCCUUCGACCUCUCUUCCCUGGGAACAGUGAAGUGGAUGAGAUCUUUAAAAUCUGCCAGGUUUUAGGAACUGUCAAAAAGACGGAUUGGCCGGAGGGCUACCAGUUGGCUUCAGCCAUGAACUUUCGCUUCCCCCAAUGUGUGCCCACCCACCUGAAGACCCUCAUCCCGAAUGCCAGCAAUGAGGCUAUUUCUCUGAUGAGGGACAUGUUGCAGUGGGACCCCAAGAAACGACCAACUGCUGUACAGGCCCUGCGUUAUCCUUACUUCCAGGUGGGCCAGGUUUUGGGGCCUCGUCCGCAAAGCCAAGAAGUCAGGAAGGCGCAGGCCAGGCCCCCAGGCCAUGGCCUGAGCGCUGAGACCAGGGCAAAUCCCCAGCAGUCUUCAUCUGACUCAAAGUCCAGCUCCUCCUCCAGAUGCCACCAGCAGCAACAUCAGCCCCUACAGCAGAUCCCCCUGCCCCAAGCUGAGAAUAAAACUGGGGGGCACUGCCAUAUUAAGUCGGUGUCACUUGGCAAUGAGAACAACGGUGGGGUGGGGGGGCUAAAGAGUGGCCGCCGCCGCUGGGGCCAGACGCUGGCCAAGACCUCAGAUAGCUGGGAGGAGUCCGACCCAUCAGAAACCGCCGCGUCGCAUUCAAAGAAACCCAGCCUGGGGAGCACGGUGGAGGAGAGGAGCCACAAGCAGCACAGCACACAAUCUGUAGAGCAGAAACCACUGUACUCCUUCAGCACAGUUACCAAACUACCCAGCAAUGUCAAGAUUGGCCAAAUAGACUCAAGUCUCCCAGGAUCGUCUGCACGACAACACUAUCUCAGCCAAUCCAGAUACCUGCCUGGGUUGAUUGGCAAGAACCAGUCUUCUGCGGAUAAAGAGAUGAGUGGUGUGACGCUACGAGACUUAUGGGACAACUCCACCAACACUAUAAAUAAACCUCUUGCUCCUAUUGGAGGAGGAUUAGCCGUCACCAGAGCCAACCCAGAAGAGAGUGCUUCUAAACACACGGGUAGCCCAUCAGAGAAAAGUGUUGUUAAGGAGAGGAUACUGGAGAAAAUUGACCCCUCCAAAGGGAACUUUGUGAGUACCAAGUACAACCUCUCCAGCGGUUACAUACCGUCAUUUCAGAAGAAAGAGGUGGGAUCAGUGGGGCAGAGGAUCCAGCUUGCUCCUCUGGCUGGACAGCAAACAAUCAGUAUUUCUUCUCCUGAUUCUAAAAAAGACAAACUAAAAUCUUCGGCCAAGUCCAAGCCCAUAACCAGCUCGUCUUUGAGUGAAAGUAAUGAAGACUAUGAGGGCUGGAAGAGGAGGGCAGAUGUGACUAAAAUGAAGGGGACCAGUUUCUCAGCCCUGGGGAAGACCUCCGGAAACCUCCUGACCCGGGCUCCCGCUGUACAACCAGUCCAUGGCAGGGUGGACUGGACAUCCAAAUACGGCGGCAAUCGGUAGCUCCAUCAGGAAACAACGCAAACCCAGUUGCUCUCUGAGAUGUGCUUCCUAACUGUAUGCAUCUCAGGAAAAAAAUGCCUAAACCUGAACAAUGGGGUCUAAUACAUUCAACUGAAAUUUGCAAAAAAUUCUGUUAAAUCAAGUUUUGGUGUUAAUCUGUUCCAAGUGUGUUGCCUGUAUUAGUUUCCAACAGAGAACUAAGUUUUAUUGUGGUCACAACUCAAAAAUGAACACAACUGGCAGGUAGUUCAUGGAGGUACUAAUGCACCUUCCCUGGCUGCAGCAAGUACUGUAAAAAGAAGAGCAUCUUUUGGUGAGCCAGGACCAACUAGAUUGACGUAAACCUAUGUAUCAAAUGUAUUACCUCCAAUAGAUUACAUUUGUUUGGGGAGUUAAUUCUAAAGUCAGAUGGUUCAGCCAUUUUCAGCUUGAAUACAGAAGCAAGUUUACAUAGUUUUGGUUGAAUUAAGGCAACAAUGAAGUUACUGUCCCGCAUAGGGAAAAUGCUGGUGUUUAAGUAUCAGUGUCCUUCCCUGUUUUCUAUUCACAGGGUAUGU